Messenger RNA from Exophiala viscosa, 875 nucleotides. RefSeq lists its product as uncharacterized. Bases 119 to 640 code for a protein of 173 amino acids. The transcript has a single exon. The record is from RefSeq and is a predicted model, not a curated record. NCBI's taxonomy places the organism in Eukaryota, Fungi, Ascomycota, Eurotiomycetes, Chaetothyriales, Herpotrichiellaceae.
UUGAAUUGUUCAUCUGCAAGACAUCACGAGCAAAUACAUCUCACGAUCUAAACGUACUUCCAGCCAUUAUAACACAUUGACUUGUAACGGACAUCACCCCGAUCAAGCCAUAUCGACAAUGAUCUCCGAAACAGCACCAGCUCAAACCCACCACCAGGCCCAAACCACAGCCUCGGAUAUCAAAGACAGAGCUUUUGUUUCACUUUACAACGACACCGACAUAAGCGAAUACCUCUACAAGCAACCUGCAUUCCAAAAUGGCUUUCUGCCCCUAGAACCGGAACCAGAACAGACCAAACAGUCCCAUGCUGCGACCACACCCCAACAAACCACAACCAAGACGACUGCGGCAGCCACACCCCUCAAGUCCGCCAUGAAAACUUCUCCUCAAUCAACGCCCGCAAAGGUCGUCGAGAGAAGACCUAGCUUCAUUGAAGUCUCAGUACCUCAUUCCCACCAACACCAACACGAACACAAGCACCAGCAUCAAGAAAGACGGCACUCAUCCGAGACACACCCGCCUAUGAAUUGGUGGCCCGAGACUGAGAAUGUCGCCCAGCAUACGUGGGUUGAGCGGAACCAGGUGUCGUCCGACGAGAAAGAGGAUGUCAUUGAGGAGACGUUCUAUGCUUCCUAUUGAUUGAAACACUACCAUGAUUUGAUGACUUGACGCUUCUAUGACACUGGAGAGGUUUCUUGAGAGGGCACGGCAGGACGAUAAUCAGUCACCUGCUUCAUUUUGGGAGGUGCUUGGGUACAGGACAUGAUUCGUGGCACAGACAAUGGUGUCUACGUAUAUGUAUAUCUGGAUAUAAGGAGUUCUCCAGUCUACACUACUUGUUAAAUACUAUGGUUUUGAGCCAACAUUUCGAAAA